CUGAGCCAGCCUGAGUCUAGUCGUUCCUUUUGUGUUGUGUUCCUUCUCUACCGACAAUGCGAAGCAAUGCAUCAACGUUCAACGCUGGUGGUCAUAUAACUCUCGAUAUCAGCUCCAUCCUCUUCACGCCUUCAUCGAGCGCCUUCAUCGAGCCCCCCCUCGGCCUUCGUUCAGCUGUGAUCAAAUACCACGACGAGCUACGCAGAUCCUUGUUGAUAGCGGCGGUGCAGGAGAAACAAAGGAGAUAUGUUCUGGAGUACGAGACGAUCGAUGCCAGCACGGAGCGUAGCGAACACUUCAACCGAGAAGACACUGAUGCUAGAAGACAAACGGAGAGUAUCUUGAUUCUUGAAGGUCAAAGCGUUGUAUUUCCUUCAGCACUCGCUUCCUGGACAGUAUACUACCGUCGGCUGAAGAUUAUCGAUGCAUCUACCAAGUUACAAAUCCAGUCGCUCGUGGGGCAAAAGUUUCUCGCUCAAGUGACUAAUGAACACAAACCUGUCAUCAGACAGACAGAUAGGUGGAAGUUCGUUCGUUCGAGUGUCUAUGCCACAAUUACUCCAAUAGGUUGCAAGGCAACAAACGCAGCAGGAGUCAAACCGUAUCUCAUCAUGUCCGCUGGCAACAGGGAUAACGUCGGCGCGCUCAGUGUCAUGGACCUUUAA
Suillus clintonianus is the source of this 665-nucleotide messenger RNA. RefSeq lists its product as uncharacterized. The coding region runs from base 57 to 665 and encodes 202 amino acids. Lineage: Eukaryota; Fungi; Basidiomycota; Agaricomycetes; Boletales; Suillaceae. The record is from RefSeq and is a predicted model, not a curated record. The transcript has 6 exons.